AUGAGUUUAAUGCCAAAUGAUGAAGUAGCUUUAUUAAAUGAUAGUCGUUAUAAAAAUUUUAUUGCAACAUUAGAAAGAGUUCUUAAACAAUUUGAAUAUUCAUCUGAAUGGGCUGAUCUUAUAACAAAUCUAGUCAAAGUUAAAAAAGCUAUUGAAAGUUAUCCAAAAUUUCUUUCUAUACCUAAACGUAUAACUUUAUCAAAACGUCUUGCACAAUGUCUUCAUCCAGCAUUACCAUCAGGUGUUCAUUUAAAAACUCUUGAAGUUUAUGAAACAAUAUUUCGUAUGAUUGGAAAACGAAAUUUACAACGUGACAUUAUUUUAUAUUCAUGUGGUUUAUUUCCAUUAUUACCAGCAGCAGCAUUACCUGUUAAACCUGUUUUAUUAACAUUAUAUGAAACAUAUUUUUUACCAUUAGAUGAUGCACUUAAUCCAAUAUUAACUGGUUUUUUACUUGGAUUAUUUCCAGCAUUAGAAGAAGGUGCAGAUUAUUAUGAUAGAAUAUAUGCAUUACUUGAUAAUCUUUCAAAUCGAAUUGAUAAAUUUUAUUUUCAUACAUGUAUAUGGUCAGCUAUACAUUUAGUUGCAUCUGCAAGACAUUCAGCUUUAACAUUUAUAUUAAAUCAUUUUGAUAAAAGAAAAACUAUGGAAGAUCAACUUUAUUUAAUGGGCUCAUCUGUUGAAACAAUGGUCUCUGGUGUAUGUGCAUGUCUUCAAGAUCGUGAACAAUCAUUAGUUCAACGUUCUAUACUUGAUUUUCUUCUUAUAUGUUUACCAAUGCAUAAUAAACAAUUAACUAAAAUUGAUAUGAUGAAAAUAAUAACGGUUGCAUUACACGUCUUAUUAAAACGCGAUAUGUCAUUAAACCGACGUAUAUAUGCAUGGUUUCUUGGUACAGAACAAUCACCAAUUGAUAAUAGAAAUCAACAACAACAUAUAAAUGAAAUACAUGCAUCUACAACAUCAUUAACUGUAACAAAUGAUCCAUUUGAUUCAUCAUCUUAUUUUAUUCAAUAUACAAAAGAAAAUUUAAUACAAUCAAUAUUACAUGCACUUGAAACAAUAUCUUCAAAUACAUUAUCAACAACACCAAAAUCAAACCCAAUGACACCAGAUGAAAAUAGUGUAUUAAUAACAAGUAUUGCUGAGUCAAUGCCAUCAACAUGGACAUUAAUGAAAUUAAUUCGGGUUCUAAUUAUUCUCGUUGAUAAACCAGAUGUUGGUCCAAAUAUUCUUGAAUCUGUUUUAAUGAGCUAUUUAUUAAUGGUUUAUCAACAAAUAUAUUUACCAGCUAAACAAUUAACAUCAAUGAAUGUUCAACAAGAAAAUAAUCGUUCUGAAACGUUAAAAACUUUAAAUAUGCUUCUUGAUACAUUUGAACCCUAUUUUAUAUGGGAAUUUUUAACAAAAACUUUCGAUAUUAUUAUAACUGAACAACAAGAUCAAAUAAUUCUAACAGCCGGAACAACAAUCGAACAAUUAUGUGGAAUAAUAAAUAUGUUACUUGAUAUUGCAUCAUUAGAUUCAUCAACUGAUAUACAAUCGGAACAUUUACCUGAAAUGCUUUAUCAUCUAAUAAAAACAAUGAAUAAUAAUAUAAAUAAAUUUACAGCUGAUCAAAUAACAUUAUGUGUUGAAGUUUUAUUAAAAAUUUUAAAAAAAGUUGUACCAACAAACACAACACGUCGUUUAUCAAUUUUUCAUCGUUCAACAAGUGAUGAUAUGCUAUCAUUAACAGAACAAAAUCAAACACUAGAUAAUAUAUUUGAUGAAAAUUUAACUGAUAGUGAAACUGAUGAUGAUGAUAUAAAUCCGGAACAAAUAUUCUAUGCUGAUAAUGAAUAUUUAACUGAUACAAAUAAUCAAUUAACACCAACAAAUAGUACAAAUCAAUCACAAGAAUCAAUUUUAAUAAAUGAACAACAAUGUUUAAAUGAUAUUGAACAUCUUCUUCAUCGUAUGGUACAUAAAGUUGAAAAACAAAUUAAUAAAUUAAAUAAUGAAAAUAAAAAACUAUUAAAUGAACAACAAGCAACAACAUUAUUAACUAAAACAAUGUUACAAUCAAUGAAUCAUUUAGAGAAAUCUAUUAAAUUAUAUAAAAUAUUUUUUCAUCGUUUUAUAAUAACAUUUUUAAUUGAUAAUAAUAAAAUAACAAUGUAUGAAAAAUUUCAAAAUAUUUAUUCAAUAACACAAAAAAAAACAAAUGAAAAUAUUUUAGCACUUUUUAAUCAUUAUCAAACACAAAAUGAAUUUCAAUUAAAAUUAAAUGAUAAUGUCGAUUAUUAUAAACGUGCAUUUGAUGAUUGUUGUAAAUUACUUAUUGAAUUUUGUUGUUUUCAAAGACAAUCAUCGAUCACAGAUCAAUCAACAUUAUCAAAAGGUAAAAAUGAUUUUGAUGAUUGGUCUAUUGAUCUAUGUGUAUUAUCCGUUUGUGAAAGUGGUCAUUUUUUUAUUCAAACAAUUGCCAUAUCUGUUUUAAUUGAAUUACUUGGUUAUACAUUAUAUCUUUGUAAUCCAAAAUCUGAUCAUAAUUCAAAUGAAAUUUCAGCCGGUACAAAUUUAAUCUUACCAGAAAAUAUAUCAAUAAUACCAUCAUUUAAUCAAGAACAAGUAUCAUUACUUAUAAAUGAAACACUUUUUUUUCAACAUAUAACUGCUUAUUUAUGGGAACAUUUAAGUGAUAAAUAUGAACGACAAUAUAAUUUAAAAGCAUCACGUUUAUUAUCAAUGCUUCAUUCAAUGUUACCAAAUGGUGAUUGUGAAGAUUUAAUAUGUAAUCAAUUAUCAUUAACACAUAUACAACAAUAUGAAAAUGAAUCAAUUAUAAUUGAUGCAUAUAAACGUUUUUUUAAAUUAUGGAAUUCAACUCGUGAUAUAUCUAUAGUUACAUAUGGACAUUUAACUAAAACAUUUGAACGAUGUUUACUUAUUGUUAUGAAUAUUCUUAAUGAAUCAAAUAAUCGUUGUUUAAAAUCAAUGGUACAACAAUGGACAUAUGAUUGUUUUAUUCAUGGAGAUAUGUAUCGAAUAUUUGAUAUACUUCUUAUUAUGUUAUUACAUCCAGAUACAGCACGUAUUAGUGUACAAAGACUUCAUCCUGUAGCACAUAAAGAAUAUUUUCCUAAUCGACAAAUAAAUUCUAUUGAUCAAUUAUCAAAUAAUUCAAAUUAUCAAGCACAAGAAAGUAAUAUUAGUAAUGAUACAGAUGAUACAAGUGUUGGUGAUAUUAAUGAAAUAACAUUUUCAGUAUUAAUUGAUGAUAGAAAUAAUGAUGAUUAUAUUGGAGAAGAUGAUGAUGAUGAUGAAAAUUAUGAUGAUGAUGAAGUUGAACAAGAAGAAAGUGAUGAUGAAAAACGAAUAAGUGGUAUAAGCUGUACGGAUACAGGUGAAGUUGUCUAUCAUAUAAAACAAUCAUCUCCUCAACCAAUGAAGACUAAUGCAAUAAAACCUCCACCAACUUUAAGUCUUUCUCAACCAAGUCUUUCCAAUAGUCGAUCAGCAUCUCCAACAGCAUCAUCAAAAUGUGUUAAACGUCGUGCACCAACAAUGCCAACAGUUUUUAGUCGUAAUAAUAGUGGUAUUGAAACUGAUAGUACAAAAAGUAGUAAUAAUAAUAUUCAACGAAUGUAUACAUCACUUCAUGAAGAUACAACAAAUGAAACUGAUUCAUUAACUGAUACUCAAUUAAUAAAUUCAGCUAUAAUUUCAAGUUUAAAUAAUAAUAAUAAUAGUCGUCGUCCUCAUUCAGUUGGUCCUAUUCCACAUGCUGUUACUGUUGAUGGUAUAUCUGAACAACCAAUAAGUCCAUUAAAAUCUUUAAAUGAAUCCGAUUCAUUACAAAUAAAUAAUAAUUCAACAAAAAAAAUAGAAUCAAUUGAUCGUUUACGUAAAAUUGAUUCUCAUUUAGCUUAUAUAUUAUUAUAUACACAACCAUAUGAUUAUAAUCGUACAACAUUUGCUUUAAAUACAAUUGAAAAAUUAAUUGAUUUAAUACCACAACAAUUAAUUCAUGCAUUAUUACAAACAACAAAUAUUCAAUUAUCAUCAAUAUAUAUUCAUAAUAAACGUUUACAUGAACUUUCAUUAAGACAUCGUCAUGCAGUUGAAGGAAAAAAUUUUUAUUCAUCGAUUGAAAAUAAUUUAAAUCCUCAACAUCAAUCAUAUUUAUAUACAUUAUUAAAUAUACUUUUAAUAUAUACACGUACUUAUUAUUCAAAAUCAUUUGAACAUCGUUUAAAUUUAUAUGAUUUACAAGGUAAUCGUAAAGUUCAUAUACAUUCAUUAACAUUAUUAAAACGUAUGUGUCGUGAUAUAUCAUCAAUAUGUAUGGAAAAUAUUCAAAUAAAUAUCACAUUAAUAAAUUAUAUAAAUGAUUUAUUUCAAAAAAUUUCAUUUCAAAAAACAAUUUUACAUUUAUUUAAUACAAUUAUUGAAAAACUUAAUCCAAAACAACGUUUAAUUAAAAUAAAAACAUUAACAAAAAUUAUUUAUGAUUAUAAUAUUGAAUCAUAUUAUGAUGAAUUAACAAGACAAUAUUUAAGAGAAUUAGUAGAAUUAUUAGAAGAAAUUAUUUUACUUGAAAAUAUUCUUCGUUAUCAUCAACAACGAUAUGAUUUAAAUUCUAAUCAAAAAAUUGAUUUUAUUAAUUUAAUAACAAAAACAAAUCAAAUGAAUUCAACAAUAAAUCCAUUACGUUAUAUUGAUAAUCAACCAAUUGUUAAUCAAAGUCUUUUUCUUUCAUCCAUAUUACAAUAUUUAAAACAAAUUGAUUUUAUUGAAAAUCAUCGUCAUAUUAUUAGUUUAGUUGUACGAAUAUUACCACAUUGUGGUUCAUCAUUAAAAUCAAUAAGUAGUUUAGUUAUUGAACAAAUAUGUCGAAAUUUAUGUUUUGUUGUUCAAACAUAUCAUCAACAACAACAAGGAAAUAAAAUUAGAUUCAAACAAUUACCUUAUUUUGAUGUCUCUGAAUAUAUUAUUCAUUUAAUUCAACGUCUCUCCUAUAUAUGUAAUCAUUGUCUUCAUGGUAAUGCUGUUGAUAAUGGACAAUUUUCAAAUCAAACACUUAGUCCACCACAUUGGAUGAAAAUGUUAACAAUUAAUGAACGUGAUUUAUCUGAUGCACGUCAAUCCAUACUUAAUCAACUUCCAUCAAUACUUUCAAGUAUUAUAUUUAUAUGGAAAACAAUAUCUGAACAAUAUAUAUUUGAUAAUACAAAUGAUCAAAUUAUAUCAAACAUUGGAGUAAUUCAUCAAUCAACAAAUCUUAUUUGGCCAUUACAUAGUGUUAAACAAAUUCGUCAAACAAUUCUUGAUUAUCUUUCAUCAUUAACUAAAUCAAAUGGUGUUUCAUUUCUUAGUGCUGUUGCACAAUGUUGGGGUGAACGUAAACGACAACAACGAACUCAACAAAAAUCUAGUACACAAUCAACAUUAGAUACAUCAUCACGAACAACAAUAUUAACAAUGCCUAGAGAUAAUAUUGGUGAAGCACAAGCUUUAAUUGAUAUUGUUAUGAAUAUUAAUGGAUAUACAUUAAAUGAUAUGAUACCAAAUAUGAAUGAACUUAUACGUAAUCAAUUAACAACAAGAGAUAAGUUUUUACAGUUAUCGGCACUUUAUAAUAUGAAAGUUGUACAGAAAAAAAUGAAAAAACAAAAUUAUGAUGUAUGGUGUCUUCAAUUUCUGUUAGCAUAUCUUCAACAUCAAAAAAAUUUAUCUGUUGAUUGUUGGCCAACAUUAGCAUUUAUGUUUAAAGAAUGUUUAUCACAAUCGAUAUCACCACCAGCUACAUUUUUAAUAAUACGAAUUUUAAGUUUUUAUAUAAAACAAUCACCAUCACUUGUUGAAAGAAAAGAUUUAAAAGAUUUACAAGAUAUAACAAUGAGAGUACUUGACAAUUGUAAUACAAUAGUUGCUUCAUCACUUGAACAAACAACAUGGUUAAGAAAAAAUCUACAAGUACGCGUUGCACAACCUGAUAUUCAAUCAGCUAAAAGUGGUUCAACUGGUAAUCAAACAACAUCGACAGGGACCAGUUCAUCGCAUGAAACUGAGAAUAUUCCUGUUGAUGAUACUACUGAUUUUGAUAGUGUAACACAUGCAAAUAAUAUAGGAGAUCUUAUAAACAAUGGAAAUUUUAGUUAUCUAGCAUUAUCAGUUCUUGCUGAACAUGCUGCAACAUUACUUGAUAUAGUUUAUAAUCGAACAGAUGAAAAAGAUCGUGUUGUAUUACCAUUUUUACAAAAUCUUGUUACAAAUGUUAUGCCAUAUGUACGUACACAUGUAGCAGCAAAUGCUCCAUCAUAUCGUUCAGCAUCAGCUUUACUUAUGAAUAUAUCACAAUAUUCUUAUACACGAAAAGCAUGGAAAAAAGAAGCAUUUGAACAAUUAUUUGAUGUUGCAUUUUUUCAACUUGAUAUUAUUGCAUUACGUUCAUGGAAAACAAUUGUUGAUAAUAUGAUAACAAAUGAACGACCAACAUCAUUUCGUGAUGUUAUGACAAAAAUUAAUACUGUACAAACUGGUUUAUUUGUAUCAAAAGAACAUGAAUAUGAACAACGUGCUAUGCUUGUUAAACGUUUUGCUUUUGUUAUAUAUGCAUCAGAAAAAGAUCAAUAUAAUCGACAAUUACCGGAAAUACUUGAACGUAUUGCUGAUUUACUUAAAUUACCACAAGUACCAAUAUUACAUACACAAAUGUUUCUAUUUCUACGUGUUCUUUUAUUGAGAAUAUCAACUAAAAAUUUAAUCUCAUUAUGGCCAAUACUUAUGACAGAACUUAUACAAGUUUUAUUACAACUUGAACAAGAUCUUUUAUCGGAUCUAGAUGGAGAAGUCAAAUCUCAGGUACAACGCAUGGUAACCAAUGAGUUAGCUACAACAAAUGUAUCAAGUACUUCAAAUACUUCUAAUCCUGCACUAAAGAUGUAUUUAUAUGCAUGUAAAUUACUCGAUGUAUUAUUAGCUAUGCCCUAUUCAGAAUUAUAUCAUUUUCAACUUUUUCGUUCUGCGUUUGUUACUGAUGAAUAUAUAAAUGAUAGAAAAUCUCCUGUUGAUACAUUUAUUGCAUUUUCAAUACGUUUAUCAAAAUUACUUGAAAGAAAAUUACAAUUAAUGUCAACAUCAAUACAUGAACGCCUUCCAAUAAUAAAAAAUACGAAUCGUCCAUUACUUCGUUUACGUACAAUAACAAAUAUAAUUGAAUUAUAUCCAUUUUUUCAUUGUUUAACACAAAUGCAUACAUAUGAUCAUCAUCAUUAUCAACAUUCAUUACCAACACAUACAAAUAUAUCAAAUAAACAAAUAUCAAUACCUAAAAAAAAAGAAACAUCAAAAAAGAAAAAUAAAUCUUUAACACAUAUAUCAUCAUAUAGAAAAUCUGAAUCAACAACAAUGAAUUCAAUUAAUGAAGAAACAAUGAGUGAAAUUGAAACAAGUGUACUUGAAGAUUUUGUUGAAUCAUGGAUAUAA
Messenger RNA from Rotaria sordida, 7473 nucleotides. NCBI's taxonomy places the organism in Eukaryota, Metazoa, Rotifera, Eurotatoria, Philodinida, Philodinidae. The record is from the annotation of a GenBank genome assembly.